Messenger RNA from Arachis stenosperma, 1023 nucleotides. Its product is annotated as protein FAR1-RELATED SEQUENCE 9-like. Gene Ontology annotation, molecular function: zinc ion binding. NCBI's taxonomy places the organism in Eukaryota, Viridiplantae, Streptophyta, Magnoliopsida, Fabales, Fabaceae. The record is from RefSeq and is a predicted model, not a curated record. The transcript is spliced from 3 exons. The coding region runs from base 1 to 1023 and encodes 340 amino acids. Gene Ontology annotation, biological process: regulation of DNA-templated transcription.
AUGGAUGGAGUUAGGCAAUCCAGAAUCGUCGAGGGAGAUGUAGCCGCAAUCAUAAGCUACUUGAAGGGCAAGGCUGAGUUGGAUCCGAUGGCAGUUGUGCAGUACUCUUAUUGCACUGAGAAGCAACUUGGGUACCUAUUUUGGUCAGAUGGUAACAUGCAGCAUGACUAUGAAUGCUUUGGUGAUGUGUUAGCAUUUGACUCGACGUAUAGAAAAAGCUUAUAUAACAGAUCUCUUGUGAUAUUUUCGGACACCAACCAUCGUAGACAAACAAUUAAUUUUGGGUUUGAUGGUGAUGAAUCCAUGCGAGAGGCCAUUAGAUGUGAAUUCCCUAAUGCGAUACAUAAACUAUGCACCUGGCAUCUUGCUCGAAAUGCAGUUGUUAAUAUCAAGGACAAAGAAUUUUGUGCCGCGUUUAAGACUGCUGUGUAUGACAUACGAAAAGAGAGAGAGAUAUGGGCAAAUGCUUAUUUGUGUGAGAAGUUUUGUACCGGCAUUCGAACCACUUCUCGGUGCAAGGGUAUUAAUUCAUCACUUAAGAAAUUUAUCAAGUUCGGAAAUUGCUUACUUGAGUUGGUCGAGAACCUGGAUCUAGUAGUUAAGGAUUACCGGAAUAACGAGUUCAUUGCGGAUUACAAGACUCUUUAUUCAAAUCCGAUGAUGACAACGGGUCUCGAAACAUUGGAAAGAUCUGUGAGCAAGUUAUACAUGAAGGAAAUAUUCUAUGAGGUGCAAAAACAGAUCGAGGGAAUUGGGGCAUUGUUAGUGUUGCACAGGGAUAGUAUCAGUGGCACCGAGAAGUUCAUGUUCCAAAAGCAUCGAAAGUCCCAUCAUGUGUACUCGGUUUUCAUGGAUAGAAGUUGUGAUAAGUAUGAAUGUUCUUGUAAUUUGUGGGAGAGAUUAGGGAUGCCUUGCUGCCAUAUAUUUUGUGUCCUGAAAGAGCUAGAGAAAGAAGAUUUGCCGAGCCGAUUGGUCCUGCGUAGGUGGUGCAAAGAUGCUAAGGUCGCCAAUAGCAGUAGUUAG